UACUGAUGUUAUGCUGUUUAAUGCAAUUUGGAGCCCACGAUCGGCCACGUAAACGACACCAACAACAAAAGUAGACUAGUAAAAGUGCGUCUUAGUGACAGUUUAGUGUAAAUGGGCGUGAUUCUGUUGGCCAGCCAGCACUUGUGUAUAAGCGACCGCUUGAGUUAAGCGCGCACCACUGACAGUCAGCGAAGAAAGUUAGCUUUUUGCUAGCGUCUUUGCGCUUGAAGAUGAGCGUCUCACGGGAAAUAAAACUGCUUCAGAAAGCCAAAAGCAAAGCCCAGAACAGCAGCAACAUAAGAGAGGAGGCUAACAUCUGCAAUCAGCUUGGAGAGCUGCUAUCAAGAAAUGGUAACUAUGAGGCUGCCAUUGAGGAGCACGGGCAAGAGUUGGCGCUUUCUGAGGUUUUAAAUGACGUGAUUGGACGAGCUGUGGCCAAUCGUAAGAUAGGAGAGUGCUACGCAGAGAUGGGGAACAUUGAGGCAGCCUUGAAACAUCAGCGCUGUCACCUGGACCUGGCCUGCUCUGUCAGAGAUCUCGCUGAGGAGCAGAGAGCGCUGGCCACUAUCGGCCGAACCUACCUCUUCCGCUACGAAUCGGACCACUCGAGGGAUAGUCUACAACAAGCAGAAGAUUCCUUCAGGAAGAGCUUGGCCAUUGUAGAUGACCUGAUAGGCUCCGUGCCAGACAGAGAGAUUAAUGAGAUGAAGGCUCGACUCUUCCUCAACCUUGGUUUGGUUUGCGACCACCUGGGGGAGCCCAAGUGCUGCAGCGAGUUCAUUCGACGCAGCGUCUUCAUCGCAGAGAAGAGCAUGCUUCUGGAAGAUCUCUACCGUGCCAACUUCAACCUUGGCAACAUCUUCUUCCGCAACGGCCAACACUCCAACGCGGUGCGUUGCCUGGAGCAGGCCAAAGAGUGUGCUCGCAAAAUGAAGGACAAGUUCAGCGAGAGCGAGUGCUUCCAUUGCAUUGGCAAGGUCCAGCUUUCUUUGGGUGAUUUUGUGGCUGCGAGACGCUCUCUUAAAAAGGCUCUGGUGUUGGGUUCCCAGCAGCUUGUGGACAGACAGGCAGUGAAGAAAGCGUUUAAAUACGCCGACCAGGGUUUUAAGUUAGAAGAGGAGCUGGGGGAGGAUCAGGGCAGGCGCUCCCAUGAGGCCGUGGGUCUGUCUGAACAACUUGGAGAUCUCUACUGUAAGGUUGGCUGCUUCCACAAAGCCGUGGAUGCAUAUCAAGCUCAGCUCGCAGGCGCUGAGGCGUUGGGGAAGCCCGCACGCGAGCUGGCGGUCAUCCACGUGUCUCUGGCCGCGACCUUCACUGACCUGCGGCGGCACAGUGAAGCGGUGCAGCACUACAAGCAGGAGCUGGUGUUACGGCAGGGCUGCCCGGCCGAGGAAUGUAACACCUGGCUAAACAUUGCAGCAGCCCAGGAGGAGAGUGGUGCUGCCUUUGAGGAUCAGGACAGCAGCUUCUGUGCGGCCCUACGUUGCGCUCAAACAUGUGGGCGGCCCAGACUGCAAAAACGUGUAUUGAGGCUAUGGCUGGCGGCCCAGAGGAGAAGUGGCUCCGCAAACGUCAAUGACACUGAGGCCAAACUGCUGGAGCUAUGUGCAUCAGAGAGCUUGAAUUCACAUGACAGUGAUGGGGAGGAGGAGGAAGAGCAAGAGGAGGGGAUGGACAACAGUGAACCUCUGGAUGAUAGUGAUGUUGUUCUCUCUGACUCAGAUGACGACCUAGAGGAAUAUGACAAGAUGGUGUCAGGAAGGAGGAAGUUGGGGCGGUGGAACAAGAGGAAUGAGAAGGGUGAGACGUCCCUCCACAGGGCGUGCAUAGACGGGAACUUGAGGCAGGUCCAGUAUCUGGUGGAGCAGGGCCACCCAAUAAACCCCAGAGACUACUGUGGCUGGACUCCCCUGCAUGAGGCCUGCAACCACGGUCACCAUGACAUUGUGGCCGUGCUGCUGGAGCGAGGUGCGAACAUCAACGACCCGGGCGGCCCCUUGUGUGAGGGGGUAACUCCUCUGCACGAUGCCCUGGCGUGCGGCAAUUUUACAGUAGCCAGGCUCCUGGUUGAACGAGGGGCUUCAGUUAACCUCCGAAACGCAAAGGGUGAGACUGCACUGGACACACUCCGUCAGUGGCAGAGGAUGUACAGCAAGGAACUAGACCAUGAAGCCAAGCAGGAGUGUGCUGCUACGGCGCGACUGCUGAAGAAGGCAUUUGCAGGGGGGGUCCACGUUGCUGCCGCCCCUCCCAAACCUUUUGACGCACUUCAGGACAGCCAGCUAUUUGACGCAGAGAACUCUGAGCCCCUUACAUCUUCAGACGGGGGGUGUGCCUCCAGCCAAGACUGGCCUGGGAGCACCGAGAGGUCCGGGGUGAACACGGCAACGUCCACAAGCCUCAAGCGGCAGCAGCUCAGUGUCUCGUCUCAGCGUCCCCGAACCAGAGGCACAGAGGCUUCUCUUGUCUAUGGGAAUAAGAGGAGCUCUUCAGAAGACAGCGACUCCGACAGCCCUGUUAGUCCCCUCCGUCCAGUCCGCCUGAGACGCUCCAUACCAGCAGCUCCAAGUCAAAAUAAUACAACCCCAAACAAAGAGGUCAGCUCAGUUUGGGAAAUUGACAGAGAUCUCUCCACAGCGUCCGUCUUUGCCCAAGCGGAGUACCACAGCGCCAUCCGAGGGUUGGGCAGUGCUAAAACUCUCCUGCAGGGCCACUCACAGCCGCACUUCUCCAGUACGCCGGGCCUUUCAUCCAGCAGCAAAUCAGCUCUGGUUCCCGAGGAGGAGUAUCUGAUGGACGACUGGCUGGAGGACGAUUUGCGGGAGGGUCAGCCCAAGAAGAAGAGGAGGCUUCAAGUUCAACAGAAUGGUGCACGAGGAGAUGAUGUUGUGCCUUUAACUGCCAGGGGGCCGAACUCUCAGACGUCCUGCAGGAGUCUUGCAGUUCUGCCAUCCACCAGCAGAGGUCUCUCAAUGAGAAAGAAUAGCUCAGUGAAGCCUCAGCAGGUCAAAAUGACACAAAUGCCCGGGAUGGUGCGAUUGGGAAGACGAGAGAUCAACAGGUCACACAGCCCCACCCUGACAGAUGAUGAAAUGAGACCAGAGACGCCUCCACCACAUCAACAAAUACACAUGCAGCCUCUGACACAGACGCCAGCUGCCUCCAUUCCCGCAUCACUGCCUCCACCGAUAAGGAUGAGGGUCAGAGUUCAGGAUGAUGUCUUUCUCAUCCCAGUUCCACAAAGCGAGGCAGACUCGUGCACCGUGUCAUGGCUCUGCGAUCAGGCAGCCCAGCGUUACUACCACAAGUGUGGCCUCCUGCCUCGCCUCUCUCUGCAGAAAGAGGGCGCGCUUCUGUCCCCGCAUGACUUGCUGCUGGCUGUUCUGCAUACCAACGAGGAGGUGUUGGCGGAGGUGUCUUCCUGGGACCUCCCCCCUCUUCCGGAGCGCUACAAGAAGGCAUGCCUCAGCCUGGCAGUAGAGGAGAACAAGCACGUCACCCACCUGUGCGAGGUGCAGGACGGCAGCUCCUUCGUGUUGGUGUGUGGCCUCGGCUUGGCACCGCCUUCCCUCGCCGCCCUCCUUCGUGCCCUCAAACUGCAGGCCAGCCUCACCGAACUGCGCCUUUCGGGCAACCGCCUUCAUGAUAACCUCCUCGCCGAGCUGAUCACUACCGUGGCCACCAUGCCUCGGCUCUGUCUGCUGGACAUUUCGGCCAAUCGGGUCACAGGGGAGGGGCUCGAGAAGGCAGCCAACGCAUUAAAGGGACUCAGCCAACCUGCAUUUCCGUGUCUGAAGGAGUUGGACCUCAGCCUCAACCCACUCGGUGACAAUAUAUCAGAAUCUCUAUCCUGCCUGCUGUCCUCCUGCCCGCUGCUGGCCAAGCUGUCCCUGCGCGCCUGUGACCUCACUUCUCGCUUCCUGCAGCAACAUCGCAUGCUCCUCGCCAGCGCCCUCACAGGUACAGGCCACCUGAAGUCAAUAUGUCUAUCCCACAACGCACUGGGCUCCACUGGCUUUGAGCUGGUGUUGAAAACUCUCCCCCUACACUCUCUCACGCACUUGGACCUGUCUGCAGUACGCAAGGGGCCUGCUGAUUACCCAGCAUUGGAACACCUCGCCAGCCUUCUGUCGCAGGAGGACUGCUCAUUAAGCCACCUCAGUUUGGCAGCUAAUGGGUUAACAGACAGCAGCGCAGCCACUUUGGCCAGGUGCCUGCCAACAUGUCCCACUCUGGUGAAUUUGAACCUGUCAGGAAACCCCUCCAUCACCUUGGCUGGAUUUCAGAGCAUCCUGAACGCCCUCCGAGAGGCUCGUCGACCUCUAGCCCUUCUGAACCUUCAAGGUUGCCAGGUGUCAGGGCCUUUAGGAAUGGAAGACUUGGACGGCUUGUCAGAACUCGUCCGAGAUCUCCGUCUUUGCUCUCAGGGUCUCAAUAAGCUGGACCGGCAAGCUCUAAAGCAGACUUGGACCAACAGUCAGCCUAAUGGGUAUUUUGUAGACAGAAAAGCAGCAUGCCUGCUGUCCACAGUGAUGCUUUAGAGACAGUGGCAGAUCUCUAUUUUGGAAUCAUGUAAUAUCUGCAGUUACAUUUUAUUUCAAACAGAAAAAAAAUAUUGAAUCAAAACUUUUAAGUCUCCCAUUUAAGACAGAAUCUGCGCAUUAUUAACGCCAUCGUCUAGCAAGGAAAAGUAUUCAUUGAGACACUUUUGUGUAAAUAGUUUGUAUGCCAUGUUCAACUUAUUUAUGUGCUUAUGUAAAGGUCUUGGAAGCAUUAUAAAGGCAUUUUGCCAGCUUUGUAUUUGUCCUUAAAGAAAAAAAAUAAAGUAGUCCAAGUUUGUCAUUAUAAGGAGCUAACCUGUUUGAGUGCCUAUUUGUAUACAAAUGUUACAUAAAUAUUUAUAGUAUUUCCCCAAAUAGCGGCCUCUGUUUUAAUAGACGCAGUGCCUCACUUAAUUGCUUGGUGUGUCGUGACCGUAGAAAAAACACCUUACCUCAAAUAAAUGCCGCAGUAAAAAAAUAGAUGUUUCUUUUAGGUUGUUAUUUCUGUAGUUACUGUACUGAAUAUUUGCUGUAGCAUAUUAUUCAAAGAAAUACGUCAUAAUGACAACUAUUACACAAUGUAUUUUUCGCAAAUAAGAAAAAAUAAGGCCUCUAAUAAAUGCAAAUGCACAUAAAAUUGCUUCCCACUCCUGAGGUGAAGUGAUUUGCACACAAAAAAUACACUAUUCAUCGUCAAAUGUUAUGAAAUACAUUUUGUUCAAGUACAAAAAUAAAGGCCUCCUCUCCAAUAAAUACCUCACCUCUAAUAAAUGCAAAUGUGCUUAAAAUGACUUCACCCUCCUGAAGUGAAGUGAUUUGCAUACAACUACACAUUAUUAGUGGUUAAAUAUUGAAACAUAACUUUUUUCAAGUUAGAAAAUAUUCAUUCUGUAAUGAACACCAUACCUCUAAUAAAUGCAAAUGUGCUUACCCCUCCUGAGGUGGUGAUUAUAUGCAUACAUAAUACAUAAUGGUUAAAUAUUAUGAAAUGCAUUCUUGCAAGUAAAAAAAAAAAAAAAAAGGCUUUGUCUCUAAUAAAACACCCUACAUUUAUUAAAUUCCCAUUUGGCUAUAUCUAAAACUUGAUAGUAGUGCAAACAGUGACACCUCUCCCCCGUCCCCCCCACCACACACACACACACACACACACACACACACACUACGGCUCUAUCUGACUUUUUACCAAAAACCCACAGUGUGCAGAAUGUGAAAUAUUAUAAAAUCCUUUUUUGCAAAUGACAAAAGAUGACCUUACCUCUAAUAAACAUGCUAUUAUUCUCAGUUGAGUGCAAGUGUACCUAAAGUUGUCACGAGUGGAAGUAUCAUUUUAAUCUGUGAUAAAGGAGGCAAAUAUGGCAGAAUAUUUGGGGAAUAUCUCGGACCGCACAAAAUGCAGCACUGACAUUCAUGCACGUUCAGAACACAAAAAACAAGUGCGAUAAAGAAUUUUAAUCUUUUACAUACACUAUGUACAAUAUAUUCUACAUUCUGCAGAGCUUCUCAUGACUUCUUAUACACAAUCUUCAUUCGGAGGGAAUCCAAACGUUUCCGCACGCAAGACGACUGCACUCACUUCCACUGAUGGUCAAUCAUUACAACCAAAAUAAACAUCCCCUUUGUAGUUUAUGUCUAUGAUACCAUAGCAAUAAACUGAAGUCUAAUGUCAACCUAUGCCAAUGGACAUCGAGUCCUCAAUGUGGGCACGUCCUUUAGCGCUUCUCCAUUACAGACUUAUAGUUUCUUGCAUUAUCGUAGGCUAGACUUGAACCGUGGACCUUGUGUGUGUAACAUACUGAAACCUUGUAAUAGGAUGUAAGAAACGAGUCCAGCUAUGUUAAAAAAAGCAGGCAGCUGUAUAACUUAAAUCCAGUGAUGGUUGGCAGCCUCCAAAGCCAACAAAGAGCAGCACUUUUCCUUGCAAGACGUGUCCUCCUGUGACCUUUCUGAUGCAGUCAGUAGCUUCCACCUUGUCGAACCUCCAUGGCAUCAGAUUCUACCUUCUUUUUGUGUUGCUUUUUUUUUUUUGCCCUUAGAUGAUGUCAAGAACAUCGCAGGGCACAAAGCCUCGCUUCUUUCCGCUCUCCACCAUGAUGAAGCCGUUGUUGUCACCCACGCUGCUCACACAAAUCUGGCAAGAGAGGACAGAUGAGGAAUAAGAAUUGAUGGGGUUGUGAAUAGAAUUUGGAAAGUUAGAAUGGACACCACAUAUCUCACUGUAAAGCAGCAGACCCCUUUGAUUACGAACAGCCGGUCAGUGAGAAAAGGCAAUGAUAAUAAUGAAAAAGUUCAAUACAGUGGAAGAAAAUUAUAUUAUUCUAACAGGAAGUACACUAGUAUGUUUUUGUUUGCAUGCUCAAAACCUUUUUACUAAAUAUGUUCAUGCGCCUAAUUUUAAUAAAAAUGGACCCUUUAUACACCCGCUGGUCAGAACAAAGUGAUUUUUAUCAGAUUUGUGUGACUGACCGGCAUAUAAAAACUACAAGUGAUCCCAAAAUGAUUCAUACACUGGCCGCAUUUUGAGUUACAGUGAAGUUUUAUUUGUUGAAUGGCUGGAAUAAGUUGUGUUAAGAAGAUAUUAAUGAAGCAUCUUUACAGUUUUCAUUGCUUUUCACAUUGUGAAAAUGCCUCCUGUGCCUACAAUACAAACAAU
Messenger RNA from Dunckerocampus dactyliophorus (ringed pipefish), 7191 nucleotides. It is a transcript of the gene tonsl, whose product is annotated as tonsoku-like, DNA repair protein. The record is from RefSeq and is a predicted model, not a curated record. The transcript has 28 exons. Bases 231 to 4541 code for a protein of 1436 amino acids. Gene Ontology annotation, molecular function: protein binding. NCBI's taxonomy places the organism in Eukaryota, Metazoa, Chordata, Actinopteri, Syngnathiformes, Syngnathidae.